AUGCAACGUCAGAAGGCCGACGUCUACGUCAAGCAGCGCACUCAGCCCAAGAGCCUCAACAAGCAGGCCUCCAUCCAGGAUGAUCAUGUCACGGCAGCUCCAAGUGGAUACGUGGCACGAUCAGCGUUCAAAUUGUUGCAGCUGGAUGAUCGGUACAAGUUCCUGCGGCCAGGACGUGUGAUUGUAGAUCUGGGCGCUGCUCCAGGCGGAUGGAGUCAAGCCAUAGUCGAGCGUACCCGAAGUAGGACGGCGGGCAAAGUGUUUGCUCUGGAUCUGCUGCCGGUGGUCGGCAUCGAGGGCGUCACUUCGAUCCAGGGCGACUUUCUCGAUGUAGAAACGCAAGAAAGGCUCCGACGCAUGGCGGCAGAUGCAGCGCUAGGCAGUGUUGACGAGAACGAUGCCGACAAGCAGUCUGAGGGCUUUGUCGAUGUCGUCGUCAGCGACAUGAUGGCAAACACAACCGGCAAUCCCAUCACAGAUACAGAGGCGUCAUUAGAGCUCUGUCGAGCAGCAACUGACUUUGCGUUACGCACUCUCAAACGUGACCACCACCUGCUGCAAAGUCAAGAGCGCAAGUCUCCCAUCUCGCUCGCCUCGAAGUCGAGUGUGCUGGUGAUGAAGUACUUCAUGUCGCACGAAGCGGAUUCGUUCCGCAAGCAGGUGCUCAAGAAGCACUUCCACUUUGUCAAGGCGGAGAAGAUGGAGGCGAGCCGCAAAGAGUCCAGGGAACAGUUCUGGAUCUGUAUCGGUUUCAAAGGUCGUCAGUCAAUGUGA
Pseudozyma hubeiensis SY62 is the source of this 774-nucleotide messenger RNA. Its product is annotated as methyltransferase. Gene Ontology annotation, molecular function: rRNA (uridine-2'-O-ribose)-methyltransferase activity. Gene Ontology annotation, biological process: RNA methylation. The coding region runs from base 1 to 774 and encodes 257 amino acids. The transcript has 3 exons. Gene Ontology annotation, cellular component: mitochondrion. Lineage: Eukaryota; Fungi; Basidiomycota; Ustilaginomycetes; Ustilaginales; Ustilaginaceae. The record is from RefSeq and is a predicted model, not a curated record.